Molecule: messenger RNA, 679 nt
Organism: Jaculus jaculus (lesser Egyptian jerboa)
Lineage: Eukaryota; Metazoa; Chordata; Mammalia; Rodentia; Dipodidae
Product: interferon-induced transmembrane protein 1-like
Exons: 3
Coding region: 332-679 (115 amino acids)
Biological process (GO): response to type II interferon; negative regulation of viral genome replication; defense response to virus
Cellular component (GO): plasma membrane
Source: RefSeq, a predicted model, not a curated record
AAGGAACAGUAAGGACAGCUGCCCAUCAACGAAUCAGAUGACGUGGGCCACUCCCAGGACAGACACAAAGUGCUAAAACUACUCAAGAGGAAAGACAUCUGACAGACCUGUGACAAGGGCAGAGGUUACAUGAGCAGCUCUCAGUCUACCCUCAGAAAAUUCAUCAUCUUGCAUCAGGAAACAGUCUUUGGAGAAUCAGCCCCUUCAGCUGAAAGGACGGCCCCUGAGCAGCACCAGCCUCCAGAGCCCGCGGCAGACCAGGACCUCUCCCCUACAACCGCUCUUCCCAGCCCGUCUUGGCUCACAACAGCACGUCUCUCAAAGCCAAGAGAUGCCUAAGGAGCAGCAUGAGGUGGCCAUGAUGGGGGCACCCCACAGCUCAGCUUCUAUGACCACCACCAUCAACAUGCCCAGAGAGGUCUCCCUGCCUGACCACGUGGUCUGGUCUCUGUUCAACGCACUCUUCAUGAACUUCUGCUGCCUGGGUAUCGCUGCCCAUGCUUACUCCGUGAAGGUACGUGUGACGGACGUGGUGGGCGACGUGACUGGGGCGCAGGCCCAUGCCUCCACCGCCAAGUGCCUGAGCAUCAGCGCCCUGGUCUUCCGCGUCCUCACAGCUGUUAUCUUCAUCAUUAGGACCACCAGCUCCGUGCUAGCCAUGGGAGCUGUUGCCCAGUAG